Quercus robur (English oak) is the source of this 456-nucleotide messenger RNA. Its product is annotated as NADPH:adrenodoxin oxidoreductase, mitochondrial-like. Lineage: Eukaryota; Viridiplantae; Streptophyta; Magnoliopsida; Fagales; Fagaceae. The record is from RefSeq and is a predicted model, not a curated record. The coding region runs from base 63 to 452 and encodes 129 amino acids. The transcript is spliced from 2 exons.
UCUUAGCUUGUAGGUCACCUGCUGCACAACUUCACAAAUGAAUUUAUACGCUAACCCAUGCAAUGACUUUGUAUUCAGGUGUGGUUCCCAACAUCAGAGGUCGAGUUCUACAUGAUACUUCAGGAGAUCCAACUCUGCUUGAGGAGGGAUUGUAUGUAUGUGGAUGGUUGAAAAGAGGACCAACUGGGAUAAUUGCUACAAACCUCUAUUGUGCCGAGGAAACCGUUGUGAGUAUAUUUGAAGAUCUUAAUCUAUUGGCAUCAAAAGCCAGCUUGCCCAAGCCAGGCAGAGAGGGUCUACUCCAUUUAUUAGAUAACCGGAAUGUCAAAUUUGUGCAGUUCAGUGCCUGGGAAAAGAUAGACUCUACAGAAACUAGGCUUGGGAAUCUUAAAAACAAACCCAGGGAUAAAUUAACUACGUGGGAGGAGCUACUCAAAGUUGCCAGGGAAUAAAUCA